GAGAUAUUAGCAAAUCAGCUAAAGAAAAUCGAAUUGAACAAACGAAUCGAAUCGAAUUGAGGGAGCCAACUAGUUAAUAGGAAAAUUUUUCAUUAAUUCAAUCAAAAAUUCCGGUUACCCUUCUAAAAUGCCACAAAUAAGCAAAACCGAGGAUGAGUUUGGAAAGAAGAUCGACCGCUGCAUAACAGAUAUGGGCAUUAAAAGUGUCAGUGGAAUGGCUAUUGGAACCGUGCUCUCCCUAUUGAUGUUCAAGAGGAAAGCAUGGCCCAUUAUUAUGGGAACUGGUUUUGGAGCUGGAGUUUCAUACAGAACAUGCGAAAAAGAUUUAAAUAUGUAAUUUGAUCAAAUAAAAAGCCAUUAAUUAUA
Molecule: messenger RNA, 366 nt
Organism: Stomoxys calcitrans (stable fly)
Lineage: Eukaryota; Metazoa; Arthropoda; Insecta; Diptera; Muscidae
Product: MICOS complex subunit Mic10-like
Exons: 1
Coding region: 128-337 (69 amino acids)
Cellular component (GO): MICOS complex; mitochondrial inner membrane; mitochondrion
Source: RefSeq, a predicted model, not a curated record